Molecule: messenger RNA, 546 nt
Organism: Mytilus trossulus (common blue mussel)
Lineage: Eukaryota; Metazoa; Mollusca; Bivalvia; Mytilida; Mytilidae
Product: large ribosomal subunit protein mL53-like
Exons: 3
Coding region: 52-447 (131 amino acids)
Cellular component (GO): mitochondrial large ribosomal subunit
Source: RefSeq, a predicted model, not a curated record
UUACCAUCAUUUGGAAAACCUUUGACUUGUACCUUAUGAAGAAGCCUAAGCAUGGCAGGAUUUUCAAGAGCAGGCUAUAGUCGGGUUAUAAAUCCUAUGAAGAAGACUUUAGAAGCAUUUCACCUGAGAUCAAUGAAGUCUAUAAAGUUCACCUUUGACCCAUACCAUCCAAAUGUCAGAUCAAUGAGAGAAUGUUUAUUCCUGAUAAAACAGGCACGUAUACUAAAGACAAACUUGAACUGUGCAACCAAAGUUGAUGUCAAAUCUAAUCGAUGUGAUCCUGAGAUCAACAUAGCAUUUAUUGAUGACCACAAAGUCAAGUUUAAGACAUCUGAAUUAACCACUUUAGACAUUUUACAAAGACUUCAUGAAUUUAGUGAUGAAAAAGACCCUAAAAAGAAUGAAAAAGUUGUAGUGAUGACAAAAGCAAAGAAAAGGAGCAAAUAAUUAAUAUCUUGUGUCAGUUGUUUGUGUCUUCAUUGUUUGUGUGUGUGAAUCUGUGAGAAAUUGUAAUAGUUUUAUGAAUAUAAAUAAUGUAAAAUCUUC